UGGAGAGAAUCUACAAACAAUAUUCCAUAGAUGCCACUUUCCAAAUAAAACGAACGGUUCAUAUAUGCUGCAAAAUUUACGCCAAAGAAAAAAAAGGUAUGGAAAUUCAAAUACAAAAGAAUCGAGGGAUGCAAAAAUAAAUACACAAUUUCAAAAGCGUGUUCACGGAAAGGUCCUGGAAAACCUAGCCCCAAAGCCAAGUCGCUGCUGCUUACGGACCGGGAUGACUAUAUAUAGGCUUCCGACCCCUCCCUCUCAAUUCAACCAAACCUCACUCCUUAUUAUAUGGGGUUUGACGUUUGGGACGUCUUCUUCCUCUAACCUCUCCUCUUUGCUUUCCUGUCUUCAUUCUCUCCAAAUCAAACGCUGCACAAGAAGAGAUCCAGAAGAAGAGAUCUAGAUCAUGGGGAUUUUGGACGCCGGAAUGAGAAUCGCCGCCAGGUUCAACUCUCACUGCCCUCAGACUUCGAGGAUGUACUACCAUCCUCCGCCGCCGCCUCAUUCCAAAAACGUCGACAAGUCGACUCACCACCGCGAGGGCGAUAACGACGUCCCCCACCGCGUUCAAGGAUCUCCUUCCAGCGACGCGGCUGCUGCCGUGUUCUCCAAGGCUGUGGCCAGGAUCGAUUCUGCGGAUUUCAUUCUCUAUGCUGCUAUUUGAAGAUGAAAUUGAUCGAAGCGCUAACGGUGUUACUUUAUGCUGUCUAAUUUGAUUAUUUGACUAAUUCCAUACUCAUACCAAUUUUAAUUUUACAGCUGGAUACAGCUUCAUAUAUUCGUUGAUUUCUGGUGAUUUGUUACUUGGCGUUAUGAACCUAUCUAUUCUUGUCUCCAAAUUUUGGAAAGGUUUCGGUCGUUAAUUACUCC
Messenger RNA from Cuscuta europaea, 867 nucleotides. NCBI's taxonomy places the organism in Eukaryota, Viridiplantae, Streptophyta, Magnoliopsida, Solanales, Convolvulaceae. The record is from the annotation of a GenBank genome assembly.